Molecule: messenger RNA, 1743 nt
Organism: Monascus purpureus
Lineage: Eukaryota; Fungi; Ascomycota; Eurotiomycetes; Eurotiales; Aspergillaceae
Source: the annotation of a GenBank genome assembly
AUGCCUCAAUCCCCCACGGCCCUCAAAUCCAAAACCACCCAGCUAUAUUCAGAUCCGCACAACCCCUUCCUUCACCUUGAACGGGGACUUCUAUACGAGGGGCUAGGAUUCCCGGAUUUGGCUGCCGCAGAUGCGUACCGGGCGCUGUCGUUGUUCGAGUCUGUUGUUGACCCGGAUGGAUGCGAGUUUCAUGCUAGAAGGGUUGUUUCCCCCGAUGGGUGUAUGAAUGAGUCUUUUGAUUGUGGGGAGGAACAGGAGGAGGAGAAUGACUCCGUUCCUAUUACACGAGAUGAGCACGAUGAUACGAUUGGCAAGGUGUAUAUCUUGCUUGUGCGGUGUUUGGUUAGAUGUGGCUGUUUGAGGGAUGCGUAUGAGUUUUGUGGGAGGGGGAUUGUGCUUGUUCGUGGUCUUCACGGUUACAACGAUGAGGAGGAGGAAUUGAGGAAACUGAUGAGGGAGAUCAAGCGGGUUUAUCUUGCAAGGAUGAACAAGCCUGCUACCAGCGACGAAAGUAGUGGUGGUGAUGGUGCUGAAAUCAAUCCCAGCAUACUUCCCGCCCAGGGCUUCGCUCGAAGGGUUCUCUAUCCGUGGAACGAGCAUGAGCCGGAUCGCAAAGCACCAGAGACGCUGCGUCUGCUGAACGAGAGACUGAAGGAUGUUGCGCCCAAGUGCGAGGUGCGGGCUGUUGCACUGCCGGCUCUACAUGCCAAUGCUGCUACCACGGCUGAGAAGGACAAGGACAAUUUCCAUGACCACCAGACGGAUUCCGAUGUAUCCAUUCAACUCGGCCUCUUCGCCAAAGAGGACAUCAAACCAGGCGAAAUACUAUUACGCGAAUCAUCUCUUUUGACAGCUACGAACCGCUUACACGACGACCUCUGCGAUGCCUGCAAUGCCCCCUUACCGGACCUUUCAGCCGUGGAGCCGCCGGUACCCUGUGAAGACUGCGACGACACUAUCUUCUGCAGUCGACAAUGCCACGACCAGGCACAGCAGACCUACCAUGGCGCUAUUUGUGGAUUGGACGGUCUUCAGUCCAUCGGGAAGGACAUUCCCGAUCCCAAGGAUAAGGCGGAUUACUUGUACCUAUUACUACUGGGACGGGCAUUAGCCAUGUCCGCGACGCAGGAUGUGCAUCCACUUGAACUACCAGAAGUGAAGUAUAUCUGGGGUGAUUUUCAUGAUUACGAUUACAAUUACGAUGACGACGUUGAUGCUAAUGUUGAUAACGACCCCUCCUUCUCCCUCCCCUUCUCCUUCCACCUUAACAUCCUCCAGCCAAUGCGUCUCCUCGAGGAAAUGGCCCUGGACCCCUUCGUCUCCCUCCCCCGCUACGAUACCUGGAUCCUGAACACCCUGUACGCCAAGUUCCGGGGCACCGCGUCAGGCCGGUUAUCCACCUGGGACGGCGGGCCGGAGGUCUGCGCCGUGCACCCGUUAUGGUGUCUUGCGAACCACUCGUGUGAUCCCAACGUGCGGUGGGAAUGGGGCGGGGAGAUCACAUUUAUGGCUAGGGGAGAGACGGAGAAGGCUGUUUGGGCUGGUCUUUCUGCUGAGGAGAGGGAGAAGAGAAGGAAGACGUCCUCCACUGGUAUUCGGGCGGACGAGGAGAUCCUGAAUCACUAUUGUGAUAUUGGGUUGGAUGUGAAGCAGCGGAGAGAGUGGGCUAGGGGGGCUUUGGGCGGGUUAUGUCUGUGUGAGAGGUGUGUUUGGGAGAGUGGUGAAGGAGAGAGAGCGAAGUAG